Molecule: messenger RNA, 600 nt
Organism: Lottia gigantea (owl limpet)
Lineage: Eukaryota; Metazoa; Mollusca; Gastropoda; Lottiidae
Exons: 4
Coding region: 1-600 (199 amino acids)
Source: RefSeq, a predicted model, not a curated record
AUGUAUCACAGUAAAAAUGUUGGUAUCUUUUUGAAUAAAAUUUUUAUGGGCUACUGUGUCAAUGGACAAGUUAUUGGUCCCUGUCAUACACUAAAUAAAAAAACCACCGAAUGUCAAAGCGGAGAUAAAGCUUUACCUGUAGUUGAUUACCCAUCAGUGUUAACUAUAUAUGAGCUGAAAGGUCUUUUCCUUAACAAGGUGGCUGUAAAGAAAGCUUGCAAAUCAACUAACAAAGAAAAAUAUAGAGCUGCAGCAGUAUGCGUUGGUAAUUCUUAUCGACAUUGUGCUGAUAAUGAUUUUAAAACCUUGAUACCAAGUGGUGAGAAGUAUGGAGAAGCUAUUGAUUUUGUAUGUGAUAAUGAAGAGAUGAUUCCCUUCUUUGACUGUGGUGCUAACAAACUAGCUAGAGGAGGUUACACGGCAUCAACAACAAGUGACCGAUCAGCACUGUUCUCUCAACAUAAACAGUAUUAUUGUGGAGUUGAGGAGAUUACACAUGAAUGUGCACGAGAUGAUAUCGAUGUACAAGCCUGUUUAAACGCUGGAGCUUAUAAUAAAUAUGUAGAAUUCGAAAAUAUUUUACAGCCAUCGGCUUGUUGA